Necator americanus (New World hookworm) is the source of this 261-nucleotide messenger RNA. RefSeq lists its product as uncharacterized. Bases 1 to 261 code for a protein of 86 amino acids. NCBI's taxonomy places the organism in Eukaryota, Metazoa, Nematoda, Chromadorea, Rhabditida, Ancylostomatidae. The record is from RefSeq and is a predicted model, not a curated record. The transcript is spliced from 2 exons.
AUGUUUGAAGCUGGAGUUCGAAUGUUCUCCAAAUCCGGACGUUCAGACUUGUUACUUAUAAGUAAGAGAUUAUUAUUAUUAUUAUUAUUAUUAUUAUUAUUAUUAUUAUUAUUAUUAUUAUUAUUAUUAUUAUUAUUACUAUUAUUAUUAUUAUUAUUAUUAUUAUUAUUAUUAUUAUUAUUACUAUUAUUAUUAUUAUUAUUAUUAUUAUUAUUAUUAUUAUUAUUAUUAUUAUUAUUAUUAUUAUUAUUAUUACAUUAA